Molecule: messenger RNA, 10244 nt
Organism: Ornithorhynchus anatinus (platypus)
Lineage: Eukaryota; Metazoa; Chordata; Mammalia; Monotremata; Ornithorhynchidae
Gene: FREM2
Product: FRAS1 related extracellular matrix 2
Exons: 24
Coding region: 92-9658 (3188 amino acids)
Biological process (GO): cell communication
Cellular component (GO): membrane
Source: RefSeq, a predicted model, not a curated record
UCGGCCGGCCCCCGGGGCCCCUCCGGCCUCCCUCGGUGGGCUCGGCUCUCCGCUAGGCCCCGGGGCCUCCCCGGGGGGACACGGGGCUCCCAUGGCUCCCGGGGCCACCCCGCUUCACACCUCCCGGACCAGGAGCCCGCCACCCGGCCCGGGUCCCUCCCGGCCCCCGGCCCCGAGGCCGCCCGCCUUCCUCCUGCCGCUGCUGCUGCCCUUGCUGUGGCCGUCCCCGUCGCUGGCCGGCGAAGAGCCGGGGCCCCGGGGCCCCCGCCCCGAAGAGGUCAUCGUGUUGGCCAACCGGGGGCUGCGGGUGCCCUCGGGCCGCACGGCCUGGCUGGACCCGCUGCGCGACCUGGUGGUGCGGGUGGCGCCCGGGGACCGCUGCCACGUGUCCGUCCUGGGCGACGGGGGCCCGGGCCCGCCGCCCGGCCGCCUCCGGCCCCGCCGCUUCCCCUGCCGCUUCGGCCCCGGCCGGGUCCGCUACACGCACCUGGGCGCCAGCGAGCCCGCGCGGGACCGGGUCCGGCUGAGGCUGCGCUACGACGGGCCCGACCGGACGGUGGUGCUGCCCCUGGUCUUGGAGGUGGAGGUGACCUUCUCCCGGCUGGAGGUGGUGACCCGCAUCCUGCCCCUGGACGUGGACCGCCCGCUGGGCACCAGCCCGCCCCUGGACGGCCGCCUCCUGGGCUUCGCCUACCGGCCCGAGGACCAGGAGUGCCGGGUGGGGGUCGCGCCCGGCCGGGGGGGGCUGCCCCGCUACGGGGAGGUGCUCCGCGCCCCGGGAGCCGGGGAGGGGUCGCCGCUCCGGGAGGAGGAGGAGGAGGAGGACGACGACGACGACUACGGGGACGCCGGGGACGCCGGGCCCGGGCCGCCCCGGAUGGUGGACUGCGGGGCCUUCCUGCGGCGAGGGGUGCGCUACCGCCACACGGCCCCGGGCCGCUCCCCCGACCGGGACUGGGUGCCCGCGACGGUGGAGCUGCGGGCCCGGGGGGCCCCGGCCGGGACCCCGGCCCUGAAGCGGGAGCACUUCCGGGUCCCGGUGCGGAUCCGCGGCGGGGCCCGGAACACGCCGCCCAGGCCCAGCUUCGCGGCCCUGAUGACGAUGGAGGUGGCCCAGUUCGUCCUGACCGCCCUGACCCCCGACAUGCUGGCCGCCGAGGACGCCGAGACCCCCGCGGACCUGCUGGCGUUCAACGUCGCCUCGCCCUUGGGGCCGGGCCAGGGCCACCUGGUGAGCACCGACGACCGCGACCUGCCCCUCUCCUCCUUCAGCCAGCGGGACCUGCGCCUGCUCAAGGUGGCCUACCGGCCCCCGGCCGAGGACGCCGACCGCGAGCGGCUCUUCCGGCUGGAGCUGGAGGCGGUGGACCCCGAGGGCGCCACCUCCGACCCCUUCGCCUUCACGGUGGCGGUGAAGCCCAUGAACACGCUGGCCCCGGUGGUCACCCGCAACGCCGGGCUGGUCCUGUACCAGGGCCAGUCCCGGCCGCUGACGGGGCCGCCCGGCGGCCCCCGCAACCUCGUCGUCAGCGACGAGGACGACCUGGAGGCCGUGCGGCUGGAGGUGGCGGCCGGGCUGCGGCACGGACACCUGGCCCUGCUGGGCCCCCCCGGCGCCGACCCGCGGCCCCGCGGCCGCUUCACGGCGGCGGACCUGGAGGCCGGCCGGGUGGUCUACCGGCACGACGCCGGCGACGGCUCCCUCAGCGACAACCUGGUGCUGCGCAUGGAGGACGGCGGCGGGCGGCACCGGGUGGAGUUCCUCUUCCCCAUCACCCUGGUGCCCGCCGACGACCGGCCGCCCGUCCUCAACGCCAACACGGGGCUGGCGCUGGCCGAGGGGGACACGGUCCCCAUCCCGCCCGGGGCCCUGAGCGCCACGGACGUCGACUCGGAUGACGCCCGGCUGCGCUUCGUGCUGGAGCCGCCCUACUCGACGGCGGGGCAGCUGCUGAUCCGCCGGGCCCUGCCCCCGGAGGGCGAGGAGGGGCCCCCGGGCGGCCCCUGGAGGCGGGUGGAGGACCCCCGGCUCGGACCGCUGUACGAGCGGCCGGUGACCGAGUGGCUGCAGCGGGACAUCGUGGAGGGGCGGCUCUUCUACCGGCACGUGGGGCCCCACAGCCCCGGGCCGGGCCCCGUCACCGACCGGUUCCACUUCUCGGUGCGGGACGACCGCGACCCGCCCAACGUGUCCGGGCGGCAGAGCUUCGAGCUGCGCGUCCGCCCCGUGGACAGGCUGCCCCCCGAGCUGGGGAGCGGCUGCCCCCUGCGUAUGGUGGUGCAGGAGUACCGGCUCACCCCCCUGAGGAAGAAGUGGCUCCGCUACACCGACCUGGACACCGACGACCGGGAGCUGCGCUACACGGUGACCCAGCCCCCGACCGACACGGACGAGAACCGGGCCCCGGCCGCGCUGGGCGCCCUGGUGCUGACCGACGACCCCCUGGCUCCGGUCACCCGCUUCACCCAGGCCCAGGUCAACCACCACAAGAUCGCCUACCGGCCGCCGGACCGGGAGCUGGGGGUGGCGGCCCGGGUGGCCCGCUUCCGGUUCCGGGUGGAGGACCGGGCGGGCAACGCGGCCUCGGGGACCUUCGCCCUCCACCUGCAGCCCGUGGACAACCGGCCCCCGGAGAUCCUCAACACGGGCUUCGCCGUCCGGGAGAGGGGCCGCCACGUCCUGACCCGGGCCGAGCUGGAUGCCACCGACCCGGAUACGGAGGCGGCUCGCAUCUCCUUCACCCUCACCCGGGCUCCGGAGCACGGGGAGCUGCGGCGGGCUGGGGAGCGGCUGGACGCGGGCCGGUCCUUCCGCCUGGAGGACAUCGGACAGGGCAGGAUGGUCUACGUGCACGACGGCGACGAGUCCCCCGGCGACAGCUGCUCCGUCGAGGUGAGCGACGGGCUCCACGUGGUGCCCGUCACCCUCAGGGUGAGCGUGCGCCCGCUGGACGACGAGGCGCCCGCGCUGACCCAGCUCCCGGGCACCCUGGCCUCCUUCCUGGACGUCCUGGAGAACGGGACGGCGGAGAUCACGGCCGGCGUCAUCCGGGGCACCGACGAGGACACCGACGACCUGAUGCUGACCUUCCUGGUGGAAGACCCCCCCGCCUCCGGGGAGAUCCUGGUCAACGGGAAGCCGGCCGAGCGGUUCUCCCAGAGGGAGAUCCUGGAGGGCGCCGUGGCCUACGCCCACACCGGCGGCGAGAUCGGCCUCCUCCCCAAAGAGGACGCCUUCAACCUGACCCUGUCGGACCCGUCUCGGGAGUGGACCGUGGGCGGUAACGUCGUGCGGGGGGUGACGGUGACGGUGACCGUCCUCCCCGUGGACAGCCAGGCCCCGGAGGUGGCCGUCGGGGAGCGGUUCCUGGUGGCGGAGGGGGGCAAGGGGGUCAUCACGCCGUCCCACCUCAGCGUCCGAGACGGCGACACGCCCGGCGACGCCGUCCUGUGCACCAUCGUGAUCCAGCCCGCCUCCGGCUACGUGGAGAACAUCUCCCCCGCCCCGGGCUCCGAGAAGUCCCGCGCGGGCGUCGCCGUCAGCGCCUUCACGGUGAAGGACAUCGGGCAAGGCCACGUGUUCUACGUGCAGAGCGUCCACGGGGGCGUGGAGCCGGCGGAGGACCGGUUUGCUCUCCGCUGCUCCGACGGGGUCAAUCCCUCCCCGAGGCACCUCUUCCCCAUCGCGAUCGUCCCCACCAACGACGAGCCGCCCGAGAUCUUCGUGCGGGAGUUCCUGGUGAUGGAAGGCAUGAGCCUGGUGAUCGACACGCCCAUCCUCAACGCCGCCGACGGCGACGUCCCGCCCGACGACCUGACCUUCGUCGUCACCCGGCCCCCGGCCCACGGCCGCCUCGUGACCCGGCUGAUCGACGGGACGGUGCCGGCGGAGAGCUUCGCCCUGGACCGGAUCGCCGGGAGCUCCGGCGUCCUCUACGAGCACGACGAUUCCGAGACGCUGGAGGACAGCUUCGACCUGCGGCUGACGGACGGCCGGCACGCGGUGGAGCGGACGGUGCUCGUCGUGGUGAUCCCCGUCGACGACGAGACCCCCCGGCUGGCCGUCAACAACGGCCUGGAGGUCGCGGUCGGAGAAACCAGGGUCCUCAGCGACAGGGCGCUCGCGGCGACCGACCUGGACUCCGAGGAUCGGACCCUGGCGUACGUCGUCCGCCGCGGGCCGGGGCACGGCGUCCUGCAGCGGCGGCUGCCCGCCGGGGGGCUGGAGAACAUCACGCUGGGGAUGAACUUCACCCAGGGCGAGGUGGACGGGGGCCUCGUUCAGUACGCGCACACCGGGCGGGAAGGCGUCCGGGACCUGAUCAGAUUCGACGUGACCGACGGGACCAACCCCCUCAUCGACCGCUACUUCUACGUGACCGUCGGGGGCGUCGAUCUCGUCUUCCCGGAUGUGGUCAGCAAGGGGGUGUCCCUGAAAGAAGGCGGGAGGGUGACCCUCACCACGGACCUGCUGAGCACCAGCGACCUCAACAGCCCCGACGAGCACCUGGUCUUCAGCAUCACCAGGGCCCCGACGCGGGGCCGCCUGGAGUGCACGGAUCGGGCCGGGGUGCCCAUCGCCUCCUUCACUCAGCUCCAGCUCGCCGGGAACAAGAUCUACUACGUCCACACGUCGGACGACGAGGUCAAGACGGACGGCUUCGAGUUCGAGGUCACCGACGGCCGCAACCCCGUCUUCCGCACCUUCCGGAUUUCCAUCGGCGACGUGGACAACAAGAAGCCGGUGGUCACCGUCCACCCGCUCGUGGUGAGCGAGGGGGAGAGUAAGCUCGUCACGCCCUUCGAGCUCACCGUGGAAGACCGAGACACGCCCGACCGGCUCCUGAGGUUCACGGUCACCCGGGGCCCCGCCCACGGCCAGCUCCUGAUGAACGGCACCCUGCCCGUCCGGACCUUCACCCAGCAAGACCUGAACGAGAACCUCAUCAGCUACAGGCACGACGGGACGGAGUCCGCCCGAGACGGCUUCUCCUUCACCGUGACCGACGGCACCCACGCGGACUUCUACGUCUUCCCCGACACGGCGUUCGAGACCAGGCGGCCCCAGACCGUGGCCAUCCACGUAAUCGCCGUGGACGACAGCGCGCCCCGGGUCGUGGUGAACGGGGGGGCCUCCGCCCUGCGCCUUCUGACCACCACCGGCCACUUGGGCUUCCUGAUCACGAACAAGGCCCUGAGGGCGCGGGACGAGGACAGCGCGCCGGACUCCCUGGGGUUUCGGGUGACCGGAGCCCCGCGCCACGGCUCCCUCCUCCACCUGGGCAGAGGCAACCACAGCGUCGACCGGUUUACCCAAGCCGACAUCGAUGAUAUGAAAAUAUGCUACGUUUUAAGAGAAGGCCACAACGCCACUAGUGACAUUUUCCGUUUCACGGUCGAAGACGGCGGGGGAAAUGUAUUGAAGAACCAGCAUUUCCACCUGACCUGGGCCUGGAUCUCUCUAGAAAAGGAAUACUACCUGGUCAAUGAGGACUCCAAAUAUCUAGAUGUCAUUCUUAAACGAAGAGGUCACCUGGGAGAAACCUCUUUUGUCAGUAUCGGCACGAGGGAUGGCACGGCCCAGAGAGACAAGGACUUCCAGGGCAAAGGGCAGAAGCAGGUGCAGUUCAACCCCGGUCAGAUCACGGCCACGUGGAGGGUGCGCAUUCUGAGCGAUGGGGAGCACGAGCAGUCCGAGACCUUCCAAGUGGUGCUGUCCGAGCCGGUCAUGGCCGCCCUCGAAUUCCCUGCCGUCACCACGGUGGAGAUCGUCGACCCGGGUGACGAGUCUACGGUGUUUAUUCCUCAGCCCGUCUACACGGUGGAAGAAGAUAUUGGUGAACUGUUCAUUCCCGUCUGGAGAAGUGGAGACGUCAGCCAGGAGCUGAUGGUCAUCUGCUAUACUCAGCAAGGAACAGCCACCGGCACCAUCCCCACCUCGGUGCUCUCCUACUCCGACUACAUAUCCCGGCCCGAGGAUCACACCAGCGUCCUCCGCUUCGACAGAGACGAGCGGGAGAAGAUGUGCCGCGUGGUGAUCAUCGACGACUCCCUCUACGAGGAGGCCGAGGCCUUCCACGUCCGGCUGAGCAUGCCCAUGGGUGGGCGGAUCGGAACCGAGUUCCCAGGGGCCCAGGUGACCAUCGCCCCCGACAGAGAUGACGAACCAGGCUUCUAUUUUGGGGCCGUGGAAUACUCCGUGGACGAGAGCGCCGGCUUUGUGGAAGUGCGGGUGUGGAGGACCGGCACAGAUCUCUCCAGGCCCUCCUCCGUUACGGUGCGAUCUCGGAAAGCAGAGGUUCGGUCUGCAGAGGCCGGCGCCGAUUACGUGGGCAUCAGUCGCAACUUAGAUUUUGCCCCCGGAGUCAACACGCAGACGUUCCGGGUGGUGAUUUUGGAUGACCUGGGCCAGCCGGUGCUGGAGGGGGUGGAGGCGUUCGAGCUGGUGCUGCGCAUGCCCACCGACGCUGCCCUGAGAGAACCCAGCAAAGCCACCGUCUUCAUCAACGACUCGGUCUCUGACUUGCCAAAGAUGCAGUUUAAGGAACGAGUGUACAGCGGCCACGAGCACGACGGCCAGAUCAUCGCGGUGAUCCACAGGAGCGGGGACGUCCGAUACACGUCCACCGUGAGGUGCUACACACGCCAGGGCACCGCCCAGGUGAUGAUGGACUUUGAGGAACGCCCAAACAUCGACCAUUCCAUUGUCACGUUUCUUCCUGGUGAGACAGAGAAGCCCUGCCCCCUGGUGAUCGUGGACGACCCGAUCCACGAGGAGGAGGAGGAGCUACGGCUGGUGCUCGGAACGCCGAGGAGCGACUCUCCCUUCGGGGCCUCGGUUGGGGAGCACAACGAAACCCUGAUCAAGAUCCGGGACGACGCCGACAGAGCCAUCAUUAAGUUGGGAGAGGCCAAGUUCAGUGUCGGCGAGCCCAGAGAACCAAACCAGUUGGUGGUUGUCAGGAUUCCGGUGGUCCGUCUCGGAGACACUUCCAAGGUCUCCGUGGUCCGAGUCCACACAAAGGAUGGUUCGGCCACGUCUGGAGAAGACUACCAUCCCGUGUCGGAAGAUAUUGAGUUUAAGGAAGGUGAGACCCAACACGUUGUUGAAGUUGAAAUUCUUUUUGACGGGGUCAGAGAGAUGCGGGAGGCCUUCACGGUGCACCUGAAGCCUGAUGAAAACAUGGUAGCAGAGACCCAGGCUACCAAGGCCAUUGUGUACAUUGAAGAAAUGAACAGCAUGGCAGACGUCACCUUCCCAUCCACCCCCCUGGUCGUGUCCCUUCUUCUCUACGAUGAUGCAUCCGGAGCCAUAGACAGUAGUGGUCCCGUGUCCGGCUACCCUGUCGUCUGUAUUACGGCCUGCAAUCCGAAAUAUCCCGACUUCGACAAGACGGGCUCCAUCUGUGUGAGCGAGAGCAUCAACGACACUUGGACCCGGUACCGCUGGCUGGUCAGUGCUCCCACCGGCCCCGACGGGGUGACCAGUCCCAUGAGAGAGGUGGACUUUGACACGUUUUUCACUUCCUCCAAAAUGAUCACUCUGGACUCCGUUUACUUCCAAGCCGGCUCCCGGGUGCAGUGUGCCGCGCGGGCUGUGAACGCCGACGGAAACGAAGGCCUGGAGCUCAUGAGUCCCAUCGUGACGAUGAGCAAAGAGGAAGGUCUCUGUCCUCCUCGUGUGCCCGGGGUCGUCGGUGCAGAGCCGUUCUCAGCCAAAUUGCGGUACACCGGCCAGGAAGAUCCAGACUUCGCCAAUCUCAUCAAGCUCACCGUCACACUGCCGCACGUCGACGGCAUGCUUCCAGUCAUCUCCACGAGAGAACUGUCCAACUUCGAACUGACCCUCAGUCCUGAUGGGACGAGGGUGGGGAAUCACAGAUGCUCCAACCUGUUGGAUUAUACCGAAGUGAGGACGCACCACGGCUUCUUGACCAACACCACCAAAAACGCCGCGGUGAUCGGCGAGACUUCCCCCUACCAGUACAGCUCGGCGAUGAGGGGCACCCGGACCCUGCGAUUCUAUCGCAACCUGAACCUGGAGGCCUGUCUGUGGGAGUUCGUCAGCCAUUACGACAUGUCGGAACUCCUCGCCGACUGCGGAGGCACCAUUGGGACGGAUGGACAGGUCCUCAACCUCGUGCAGUCCUACGUCACCCUGCGAGUCCCCCUCUACGUGUCCUACGUUUUCCACUCCCCGGCGGGGGCCGGCGGCUGGCAGCACCUGGACCUGCAGUCGGAGCUCCGGCUCACUUUCGUGUACGACACCGCCAUCCUGUGGACGGACGGAAUCGGCAGCCCGCCCCAAGCCGAGCUCCAAGGAUCCCUCUUCCCCACCAGCAUGAGGAUCAGCGAAGAAGGGCGUCUGGUGGUGAACUUCAAGACCGAGGCUCGGUUCCACGGUUUGUUCUUGCUGUCGCAUCCCGCGUCCGUCGCGAGUUCUACGAUCACUUCCACCGACCACCCGGGCCUGACCUUCUCCCUCCACCUCGUGAGGAGCGACCCGACGUACCACCAGCCGACGCAGCAGUGGAGCUUCGUAUCAGACUUUGCGGUUCGAGACUAUUCCGGGACUUACACAGUAAAGCUCAUCGCCUGCACGACCGCUCCUCAGCAAGAGUUCAGCAUCCCAGUCAUCUGUAACCCCCGAGAGCCAAUCGAGUUCGACCUGGAUAUCCGGUUCCAACAGGUCAGCGAUCCAGUGGCGGCAGAGUUCAGCCUCAACACGCAGAUGUUCCUCCUCUCCAAAAAGGCUCUUUGGCUGUCGGACGGAUCCAUGGGCUUUGGACACGAAAGCGACGUGGCCUUCUCCGAAGGCGAUGUGAUUUACGGGCGGGUUAUGGUAGAUCCGGUCCAGAACCUGGGAGAUUCCUUCUACUGCAGCAUCGAGAAGGUCUUCCUCUGCACCGGGGCCGACGGCUACGUCCCCAAGUACAACCCGGCCGGCGCCGAAUACGGCUGCCUGGCUGACUCCCCCUCCCUCCUGUACAGGUUCAAGAUCGUGGACAAAGCUCAACCCGAGACCCAAGACACCAAUUUUGGAAACAUCCUCUUUAAUGCGAAACUUGCCGUCGAUGACCCCGAAGCAGUGCUCUUAGUUAAACAGCCAGGAUCGGAUGGAUUUAAAGUGGACUCAACGCCCCUCUUUCAGGUCUCCGUCGGGCGCGAGUGGUACGUCCACACCAUAUACACCGUCAGGUCGAAAGGGAGUGCCAACCGAGCCAUCGGGAAGAGGAGCGCCGAGCUGCAGUACCACUCCCUGCUGGGUCACGGGACCGCGGGCUCCCCCACGCGCGGCCGCCGGAGGAGGGAGGUCAGAGACCCUCCCCGCCUCGCCCAGGAGAUCGGCGCCGAAAACAGCAGGGGGACCAACAUCCAGCACAUAGCCCUGGACCGCUCCAGCAAGAAGCAGGCGGCCCCUCGGGACGCCCCUCUGGGCCGCGUGACCCCCGGGGGGCCGAGCGACGGCGGCCCCGGGGUCGGCACGGCGGCGGGGGCCGGGGCGGCCGGGCUGCUCGCCCUCUGCUCGCUCGUGGCGGCGGUUUGGUCCUUGAAGCGCCGGGCGGCGUCCGGGCCGAAGGGAGCCCCGGGGGGUUCUGGGAACGGCGAGCCCACGGUGGCCUCACCCCCCUGCAGCGGCGACAGCUCGGAGGUCUGAUUCCCGAACGGGGAAUCGGGGCCCUCCCGCCACGCUCCACGCUUUGCCUCGGACUUCGACCGCCGUUUCCACGGACAGAGGGGUUCGUCUCCACCUCCCGCCUUGGGCGGGAGGCGGGGAUCGUGCCCUGACUUCUUCAGAGGCACAAGUCCAGCAUUGCUUGGAAAAGACUUCUCGGUUUCUUCCCCGCUCACCCUUUACAGACAGCGGAGAAGAAGUCGCCCAGAGGUGCUAUAGUGAGCCUUCUUAGCGUUCUAAGAGGGCGUCUGUGAUUACUGUCUCGGCAUGAACUUUGGAGGUGCAGUGACCUCGGUGUUUUUUCGGGUGUCGUAUCCGUUAAUCGCUCACGGUGGCGUUAUCGAGAGGAUAGCUAAUAUCUUGGGUGUUCCGGCCGUUUCCUAGGUGGUCUAAGACAGCCCAGAACGGUGACCGGGCAGGUGUCUCAGCCCGUGCCUUGUUUUUUCUAGUUAGAUGCAGGGAAGGACAGGAGCCCCGAAUCAUUUCUCCACGGGGCUUUCCUUUUCUAACUUAAGCUUCUGGCAAACCAAAGAACGCAUAAACCAGCGGAAGGCUCGGUUUUCUGAAA